This is a messenger RNA of Ostreococcus lucimarinus CCE9901, 1145 nucleotides long. RefSeq names its product 22-kDa heat-shock protein (gene HSP22b). NCBI's taxonomy places the organism in Eukaryota, Viridiplantae, Chlorophyta, Mamiellophyceae, Mamiellales, Bathycoccaceae. Bases 1 to 588 code for a protein of 195 amino acids. The transcript has a single exon. Gene Ontology annotation, biological process: response to heat; response to salt stress; protein folding. The record is from RefSeq and is a predicted model, not a curated record.
AUGAACGAACUCACGCGCGCACUUGACACGGUCCAACAGCUCGUUCGUAGCUUCGACGUGUGUGCUCCAGCAGCGAGCGGCUCGGGCGGCGGCGCCGUCUUGAGCGCCGACGUCGAGGACGAGAGCGCGCGGCACAAAUCACCCUUGGCACAGAUCUUUUCCGUCUUGAGCGCCGACGUCGAGGACGAGAGCGCGCGGCACAAAUCACCCUUGGCACAGAUCUUUUCGACGUUGAUCGGGAGAUCUGCCAUGGACGUCGAAGAAACUGCGUCCUCGAUCACUUUUACCGCCGAUGUUCCGGGAAUCGAUGUCGAGAAGAAUCUCAGCAUCGAAGUCAACGUGCCGACGAAUGUGCUAACGAUUCGAGGCGAACGCGUCGAGGACGCGGGAUCGGACGUGGGAUCGGACGUGCACAAGCACAAGAGAGAGCGCCACUUCGGAAGCUUCAUGAACAAAUUCACUUUACCACCGCACGCUAUCGUCGAAGAAAUCAGCGCAAACGUGAAAAAUGGUGUGCUCAAGAUUGUCGUUCCGAAGGCAUCGGCGGCGGCGCAGACCGUGAAACGAAUUCCAGUCGACGUCGCGUGAGUUUGCGUGCUACAGUUUUGUUUUACAAGUGGUCUCGCGCGUCUUUUAAAGCUUUGAAAUGAAUCUUUUAGAAUGCUACCAAGCCUGGAAUUUUAUCUGCGUUUGCGAAAAUGAAACUCGCCACCGUGCACGUGAUGAUGACGCCGCUUACGUCCAUUAUCACCUGCACGCUCGUCCCGGCGUUGGCGGGGUCUUGCCCUAAUUUCACCAGUGCGAACGGGAGAAUCGUACCAACGCAUGUGGACGUGGUGACUAUCGCAAAUAAAGCAGUGGCGAUAGCGAACGGUCCGACCAAAUCGUCCGAGCCUUGCGGCGACGUGAGCAACACGCGCACGAAACCCGCGGACGACAACGCGGUGGCGAGCAAUAAACCGACUUGAAACUGCUCGGCGAGCGUUUUACGCAUGCACUCUUCGGUGUUCUCCAUCUCUCCAGUGGCCAGUCCUCGAAUGACGUGGAUAGCGCUUUGGUUUCCCGCGUUUCCGCCGGCGCCGACGAGCAUGGUCAAAAACAACGUGACGAUGAUAUUCUCCUUGAUGAGAUCCUCGUAUCGCGCC